This is a messenger RNA of Aspergillus mulundensis, 1602 nucleotides long. RefSeq names its product putative carboxylesterase. The record is from RefSeq and is a predicted model, not a curated record. The transcript is spliced from 5 exons. Lineage: Eukaryota; Fungi; Ascomycota; Eurotiomycetes; Eurotiales; Aspergillaceae. The coding region runs from base 1 to 1602 and encodes 533 amino acids.
AUGGCGGCGACUCUUCAGACGGCAAAUCUCGGGACAAUCCAUGGGAAGAGCAGCGAUGGGGUCACGCAGUACCUGGGAAUCAAAUAUGCCACGCUGGAAGACAGGCUGGCAGACGCAGUCCCAAUCAACAGUCGCGAGGGUGCUCUUGAUGCGACCAGAGACGGCCCUACUGCGGUUUCGCUUCCAGUCGGAUGCGAUCUCGAAUUGAUGCAUGUCCAGCACACUCUGCCUAAGAAGGAGCUACCCCAGUCAGACCUCGACUGCUUGAACCUGAAUAUCGCCGUUCCUGCUGAUACUACCUCGUCCUCGCGCCUCCCGGUGUUUCUUUUCAUACACGGCGGAGGCCUCGUUAUCGGCGCCAAUUCAUGGCCUCAAUUCGAUUACUCGAGAUUGGUUCAGCUAUCCGUUGAGAAAAAGCUGCCCAUAGUUGCAGUUUCAAUCAACUAUCGCCUGGGAGCCUUUGGAUUCUUGACCUCGGAGGAGCUGCGCAAUGCUGGCUAUAAAGCGAACAAUGGUUUAAGAGACCAGCGGGUGGCCAUUGAAUGGGUUCGAAAGCACAUUCACGAGUUUGGCGGGGACGCGGACAAUAUCACAUUGGCAGGAAUGAGUGCAGGCGGAGCAUCUGUUACCUACCACUUGAAUUCCGAGGAACCACUCUUUAAGCGGGCGAUUGCAAUGAGUGGAACGUACUUCCUCAGGGAGCCUUUGGCCUAUGAGGCACAUGAGCAAAACUACCAGAACGCAAUUUCCGUUCUAGGGCUGUCGGAUGCGAGCCCUAAAGAGAGAGUGAAGGCCUUACUGGGGACUCCCGGGGCUGACAUUGUAUCUCGGUUACCGCCAUCUAUUCUGUCAUCACCUGCAAUUGAUGGCGACAUUGUUCCGUCUGCUCCCUCGCACGCACAAGCUGGCAGCAUAACCUCGGAUGUGCCGAGGGGCAAGAAUUGGUGUCAGGACCUUAUGGUCGGAGAUGCUCAGAUGGAUGCAAGCAUUAUUGCCUUCCUGUUUCCGCAUAUCAAAGAUGGAUGUGCCAGAAAGUUCAUCAAAGCCUUGAACACCGCCCUUCCGACUCAACCAGCGGUUGUCGAUGAAAUCAUGAAGUCUUACGGAAUCGCCGGCGAAAACACUAGUGACGAUGACGCUUUCCCUGCUGUCCUGAACUACAUCAACGACGUCCUGUUCUUCACCCCUGCGUUGACGUUUGCGCAGGGAUGGAAGGGAAAUGCGUACGUAUACUACUUCAAUGAAGAAAACCCGUGGGAAGGGCAGUGGAAAGGCCAAACAAACCACAUUCUGGAUCUCGCGUAUCUCUUUCAAAACUUCCGCGAGUUUCUUUCUCCGGAACAGAAAGCAGUCGGCACUGCAUUUGCUGAGGACUUCUUCAAGUUCUGCCACGGCCAGGCUCCUUGGCCUGCUGUCACGAAAGGGACUGUGCGGGAUGGAUUUACCGCGCGACGCUAUGGAUCUACCGCCGCUUCCCCGGUUGGGACGGUGACGAAGGCUUAUGGCGGCGAGAGUCAGCGGCGGCCGUACUUUUACGAAGUUACGGACAAGGUUUCUCUUGAUGAGCUGGCGAGUGUUUUCAACAUUUUCAUGGCACUAUAA